Hydractinia symbiolongicarpus is the source of this 3150-nucleotide messenger RNA. Its product is annotated as probable serine/threonine-protein kinase tsuA. The record is from RefSeq and is a predicted model, not a curated record. Lineage: Eukaryota; Metazoa; Cnidaria; Hydrozoa; Anthoathecata; Hydractiniidae. The transcript has 2 exons. The coding region runs from base 577 to 2514 and encodes 645 amino acids.
AUUUCAGAACCAUGAGAUAAUUAUAAGAACCGUUAAAACCUGAUCUGUUCUUAAUUUUCGAUAUAUUUUUUUCUAUUAAUCGUUAGCGCAUAAAAAUAUCAACAUGAAUUCCAACCUCGAAUUCCAACCUCAAAGGGUAGUGUUCUCUUAAAUUUGAUCUUAUAUAAAAAGCGUAGAAAAGAAGAAACAUUUUAACAUAAAAAUAUGCACCUAGAUGGUGCAUGCGUGCCAAAGAUUUGCAAGAUAUCCACUAAACCAUACUUUGUUUGUAAUUUUGUGUUCAUGCAAGCAAAAGGAUGUAGUCUUUUCCGAAAAGAUUUUCUUGCGUUAUUGCAUUUGCCGUAUUGUUGUCUUCCGAAUUCACGUUGUUUACAACAAACACAACGCACUUUUGUUAUUGUUUACAUCGCAGAGAACGUUAUUGUACGCAAACUUACAUUUCAAUGGUCUCACUAUCGGUAUAAUUUCAAACUCAAAUCGUUCAUGCAAAGCGACUUGGCGAACAAGUUUGAUUUUCUAUCACAUUGAGAUGCUGCUGGGUUUGAAAAUGAAGCCUGUAUAUGAGCGCCAUCUUACAUGAACACCGCCAUCAUGCUUGGGCUACCUCCACAGAUGAUAAAAUUUUGUUUGGCUGCUCUCCUGAUGACGACUUGGUGGAAAAGUGUAAAGUCACUACACACAAGUGAAAUGGUUAAUUUCAGCGAUGAGGAUUUCGGACUAAGCGAUAAGAAGUUGGCAGCAUCAAUGAACAAAAAAUCUCUCUUAAACAAUUCCCAAAGCGACAAUACCACUCAUAAUAAACAUUUUCAUCGUUUCAAAAAGAAAACACUUCAAAAGUUUAAAAAUAACAACAAACUAGGCAACAUUUCUCUCACGGAAGAUUCCUCACACCACGACAAGAAAACCGCACGAGAACUUGUAAUACAAGAACCUCCCAAGGUUGAGAUAGUUGAACGUCCAGCAGAAAUUGAAACAGAGAUUGUGAACACGUCACCCGUAGUUGUCAAGCAACCUUCACCCAUUAUACAGGCUCCAACAGAAAUCAUACAGAAUCCAACAGCUGUUGUACAGGCACAACCCUCAGUCGUUCAGGCUUCACCAACAGUUGUAGAAGCGCCUUCCUCUACAAUUGUGCAAGCUCCGUCGCCAUUGGUACAAGCUCCUUCAGUAGUAACGCAGGAAGCUGCACCCUUAGUGCAAGCUCCGCCACCUGUUAUUCAAGCGCCUUCAACAGUAACACAAAGCACUGCGCCGUUAGUGCAAGCUCCUCCACCCGUAAUUCAAGCGCCUUCAACAGCAACACAGAGCGCUGCGCCAUUAGUGCAAGCGCCGCCACCAGUAAUUCAAGCACCUUCGACAGUAGCGCAGACAUCUCCAGGAUUAAUACAAACUUCGCAUUCCUCUACAGCACCAAAUCAAGCGCAGGUGGGCGCUUAUCAGCCAUCGAGUCUUCAGCAACCUUACCAAUAUCCACAAUACAAUGUUCAAAACAACCAAGAUGGCAAUGAUGACGACGAAGACGAUGAGAGCGGCGAAGAGGCCGAUGAGGAUGAAUAUGACGACGACUAUCGUAAUGGAGAUGGUAAUGAUGAUGGUGAUAACGUAGACGAAAACAACGACGGCGAUAAUGAUGCAGAUGGAGAUACAUCGAAUGAGAACGACAAUGAGGAUUCGAACAGUGAUGACAAUUCAAACGGUAACAAUGAUUCGAAUAAUGUUGGAAAUGUAAAUAGUAAUAAUGACGGUAGUAACGAUGACAACCAAGAAAACGGGAAUCAAAAUCAACAAACAUCUAACAGUAGUGACAACGAGGACGUAGAUAAUAACAACAACAUAAAUGAAGAAAUAUUAAAGAGAAAACAGAAACAAAAAACAAUGCAAGUUAGAAAUCAAAAACAGUACGAGCACGUGGAUCAAUCACGCGUAAAUAAAAACAAACUAUUGUCGAAAUUAAACGUAAAAAAUAUUUAUGAAGAUCCGAAUCCCGGUGACGCAUUAACGGACGAAGAGAACAAUAACAAAGGUGAUGGUGGAGAUAAGAACAUAUUUGAAGCUGAUUUGAAUGGGAAAACAACUACAGACUCUUUAAGUACAGAAGUAAACAUGGGUUUACAAAAGUUGAGGAAGAGGCAAAGCAAAGUUAAGAAGUCUGAACGCAAGCGUCUUCCCGUGUUGAGGGUAAUGAAAAAAAAUUCGCGCUCUAAAGAUACGAAGAUGGCUACAAAUGGCGCCAGCAAGCUUGUAAAACCGCACUUAAAGUCGAACUUUAUACACAGAAAAAACAUUGGCAAAAAAAUCGCCAGUGCUCAUAGACUUAUUUCAAAUUCAAUUUCUAAGUUGAAACAUUUAAAACAGAAACGAAAUCACAGAAACAAAAAACAGAAAAAGGUAGCAAAAGAAAUUAAUGAAGAUAUCGAUAAAGUUUUAAAUGAACUUGAUGUACCAAACGCAGGAAAGAAACAUCGAAAUCACAAGUCUAAACAACAUCAUAAACACAAGAAAUUUCGCGCGUAAAUUGCACUAAUGAAAUCAGUUACCAGACUCUUUUUAUACUGCACCUAGAGUUAAUGGAAAAAAACUAACAACUAUGGCUUUAUUUAACACUUUUGGAACAGGGUUUACUAGGAGGUUUUCCGACAUUGGGUGGAACAUAUUUUGAAGUAAAAAUUAAUCCCGGGUCGGACUUCCCCAACCUAGUCCUCAGCUCUUUUUGUCAUUCUGCGCUACUGACAGCUCCAGGUUUGCCUUCCUUUUUUGCGCUAUGUCGACACGGUUUAGAAAGAGCUUUGAAAAUAAAAAAGCGUCGUCCUGGGCUAUUUGCUUCUCAACUUGCUUCUCAACGGCGCCGCGCAUUUUAAAGAUCCCGGAGUACAGUUUAUUAUAAGAACUUUGCAUCUUUUCGUUAGACCUUGCAUAUUAAGUGUAGAAAAUUUUCGGGGCAGAAACUUUUGCAAGUUCUGGUCAAACUUGCUAAAGCUAAUAUCGUAAUUUUUCAACAGCAUCAAGCUGCGCAAGUUUACGAACGCGAGUCCACGAACAAAAUAAAUCCCGGUAAGAGUCGUCUAUUUUAUUUUUGAACACUACGCAUUCUGGUUGGAAAUUUGAAAAAAAAUUUUUAGCGUGAACUAACACGGAUAUAAAAUCACUGAA